UUGUAAAAAUAAAGGUUAUUUCUUGAGUCGUGAGUGCAAACACCUGGCAACCGCAACCACAACCUUCGACGCAAUCAUAUCUGCAGCCAUAGCAGCCAGAUUCAGCUGGGUAAACAAAGCGGACCGCUCCGAGCUAACCGUUAGCAAAACGGCAUUUUCAAAUGAUUAAAAACAGUAAUACAUCCCGUUAAAGGAGGUUUAUAACUGUACAGCAUUGCUAAUAUUCUAUCAAACUCUCGCUUUGAUUAUAUAAUAUGCUAUGUAAUAGUGUUCAUCUAUCGUAUGCAGCGGCUAACUCGUUAACCAGUCAGGCUUAGUGAGGCUGCUUUGAUUGGCCUUGGGAGCGAGGUUAAAAUUAGUUCAAAUGACAAGCUAUAAUUGUUUCACUGUUGUUGAAAAUUAUUUGUUCAGUCUGUUUUGAUAGGUGUUUAUUUGUAUUACACGUAUUACAGCUUCCAUUUGGCUAACCAGUUACUUGAGAGAUGAGGUGUUACUGAGCCGAUUAAAUCCCACUUCAUUGCAGCGUUUUAAGAAGUGACAGUUCGAUAAUGCGACAAUUGGUGGUAAAUGACAAUCUCUAGAUUAGCUCUCAUUUCCUUCUAGUUGUACCAAAUAAAAUGCCUGCAUUCAAAUCUUUACAAGUUGUUCAAGCAAGCAGAUAGAUGUUUGCUAGCAGUUAAAGUUUUUCUAAGAAAACGGACAGUCAACGUACUAAUAGGACAAAUCGGCUGUCAUGAUAUAAUUCUCGAUUCAAACUUUGAGUGAGAUGUUCAACCUGAUGGCGAACUGCUGUAACUGGUUGAAAAGAUGGAGAGAGCCUGCGAGGAAAGUGACUCUUGUAAUGGUUGGAUUGGACAAUGCAGGAAAAACAGCCACUGUCAGAGGUAUCCAGGGAGAAAGCCCUUCAGAUGUAGCACCUACUGUGGGCUUCUCAAAGGUUGACCUGAAGCAGGGGAAAUUUGAGGUCACAAUCUUCGAUCUAGGUGGUGGGAAGCGUAUUCGUGGCAUCUGGAAAAACUACUACUCAGAAUCUUAUGGAGUGGUGUUUGUUGUAGACUCCAGCGAUGUCCAGAGGAUCCAUGAGACCAGAGACACAAUGGCUGAGGUCCUCCGCCAUCCCCGUAUUUCAGGCAAACCUGUAUUAGUACUGGCUAAUAAACAGGAUCAAGAUGGGGCAUUGGCUGAGGCAGAUAUCAUCGAAAGCCUGUCAUUGGAGAAGCUUGUCAAUGAGAAUAAAUGCAUCUGUCAGAUUGAGCCCUGUUCUGCAGUGCUCGGUUAUGGAAAGAAGGUGGACAAAUCCAUCAAAAAUGGCCUUAAUUGGCUCCUGAGCAAUAUUGCAAAGGACUACGAGGCAAUUUCGGAGCGUGUGCAGAGAGAUACAGCAGAACAAAAAGCUCAGGAAGCGCAGGACAAGAAAGAAAGAGCAGAGAGAGUUCGGCGAAUCAGAGAGGAGAGAGACAAGCAGGAGCGAGAGGGGAGGACGGUCAAAGAGGAGGAGCUAGAAGAGUUCAACAUGGCCAACCCAUUCCAGCCAAUAAUCAGUGUUGUUACCGAGAAUGAAGACAGGCUGAAAAGGGAGAAAGACAUGCAGAGAGGAGUUGGUCAGCAGGGCAGUGCACAAGAACAGACAGCCCUCCGAGAUGAGGAAGAAGAGGAGGAUGAAGAGAGCGAGAGACAGACCCCAGAGAGCACAGAAUCAGGAGUCGUGGACCAGUCUAAAAAGAAUACAAGGAAAUUACGUCUGAAACGCAAGCACAGAGUUGACCCUCUUAGGGUGGAUGAAGCAACACCCAAAAGCCCCCCUCCUCCUUCCUUGCCAGUUGGAUGGGCUACUCCUAAAGUUUCUAGACUCCCGAAACUUGAGCCUCUUGGUGAUACAAGACCUUCUGAUUUCUAUGGCAAACCCCUCCCACCUGUAGCAAUUAGACAGAGGCCAAACAGCGAUACUCAUGAUGUAAUUUCCUAACACCCUUCCCCCGCACUGGCUUGCAAUUCUUAAUGGUCCCAACCAAUCAAAAUCUUGUUUUGUUCUUAUCUUCAAGCACGGGCAUUGUAGUAAUCAACGCAGAUGUAAUUGCCCAUAAGUGAGGAACUGAUACCCAGUCAGCAAACCCAGAUGGACCACAUUACUUGAGCAACCAAUGACUGAUGGUCAGCAGAAGCUGUGUUCCCUGGCCAGUGUUUAAGAAAAUGGGAUGGACAACCACAAGCUCUACGGAGCAGUGAUUGAUUGGUGGGACACAUGGUCCAUGGACAUUCUUUAUAUAGAAUGUUCAGGUCAUUUUCUUACAUGGAGAACAGUUCACUAUUUCAGUUUAGAUUUUUUUUCCCCUGUUAGUCUUUAGAGCCUUUUUGUCUUCAUUUUCAAAAAAUGUUACACAUCAGUAUUAACACAUUUAAAACAGAGACUAUCUUUUGUGGAAAAAACAUUCCAAAGCUAUAUUUUUAAGAGCAAAAAUAUGAAAAAUAUGCAUAGUUUUAAAUUAAGUUGAAAUUGUACAAACAUGUCUUAUGUUUUUAUGGUUCACAUGCAUAUCUGUGCCCAAGCUUUAGCUGUUGUACAUAUAUCUUGUGUAGUUGAUUGUGACACAACUUGCCUUGAAAAUAUCAGAUGGUCUUGUUUUUUCCCCCUCAGUAUCAGUACAGCAGGUCUAUACACUACGCUGUAUGAGAUUCAUACUCCCAAAUAGCACCAGCAACUAAAACUCUGAGUGAAUGUUUGUAUAUGUGUCAUAAUGUAAUGUUUUGAAGAUAGUACAAGCUUUUUAUUGAGCAGCACAAUUUGAACCAGCAUUUUAAUCUCUUAAAUAGUACAGUACAUUAUUCUUUAUUAGUGACAAUACAAAAACAAAACAAAAUCCUAUUUAGAAAGGUAAGUGGGUAAUUUCUUAGCUUGCAGAUUUACAGAUGCUAAAGAAAUAGUUCUCACAAAAAUGAAAAUUCUCAUAAUUUACUCAUCCUAUCUCAGAAGUGUAUUUCUUUCUUCAGCUCUGUAGGUCCAUACAAUACAAGGUCAACUAUUCAUUUUAAGAGAUUCCAAUUGUCUCUACUAUAACGCACAACUUCUCUAUAUUUCUAUGUAUAAUGACAUCACAAACCUUACACACUGUUUUCAUAUUUAUUUGAUGUUCCAAGCUAAUGCUAUUUUUAUACUUCAUAUUUGUUUACACAUAUAAUCAGUUUACAUGUUUCUUUUUCUUUUUAACACCUACAUACUUAUUUGGCAACAGUUAUAUUCAGUCGAUAACUCCUGAAGUUCUGUGCAUCAUCUAGUUUGCUCUGCUUUAAGUACUUGCGCCUUUUGUACCCAGUUUACAUUUAACAUG
Molecule: messenger RNA, 3326 nt
Organism: Xyrauchen texanus (razorback sucker)
Lineage: Eukaryota; Metazoa; Chordata; Actinopteri; Cypriniformes; Catostomidae
Product: ADP-ribosylation factor-like protein 13B
Exons: 10
Coding region: 767-1966 (399 amino acids)
Biological process (GO): non-motile cilium assembly; receptor localization to non-motile cilium
Cellular component (GO): motile cilium; non-motile cilium; ciliary membrane
Molecular function (GO): GTP binding; GTPase activity
Source: RefSeq, a predicted model, not a curated record